Messenger RNA from Penaeus monodon (black tiger shrimp), 5113 nucleotides. RefSeq lists its product as uncharacterized. The record is from RefSeq and is a predicted model, not a curated record. Bases 123 to 4790 code for a protein of 1555 amino acids. Lineage: Eukaryota; Metazoa; Arthropoda; Malacostraca; Decapoda; Penaeidae. The transcript has 5 exons.
GUAGUGUAAGCGCCCGCCAUUACAGGGCAAGUAAACAAAGGGGGAAGCUGAGACUCUUUAACAAAAUGACGCUUGUUUAACUACAGAGAAGCCUAGGAAACAGUUUUCCACUCCAAAGGAGGAUGGCAGGUGGUGAAGGUGUGGGUGUUGGUGCUGCAAACAGUGCUGCUGUGUGCCCAGUAUGUGGGAACAACCAGCCAAACCUUACACAGCACUUGUCUCGUCACAGCAAGGAGGAAAUAAUUCGUGCUGUCACCAAUGAAAGCACAUUACCAGAAUUAUCCAGCCGACGACCGCCAGGGCGUCCACGUCGACCCUCUUAUCCUCUACCAGCUGUGGCCAAUGUAGCACUUAUUUCGCCCAGACCCACCACCAGCCAGACACCAGUAUUGCUUACAGGGAAUCAAAGUCAUGAGCCAUCUUUGGGAGGUCCUCUGGGGUCCAUCCCACAGGCUGCUGCCACACCACACCCGCCACCUGUUCAGACUGUCCGACUUGGAUCCCUUGGGCCUAUGAUGCAGCCUCCUCGUAAUGCUGUACCGCUUGCUGCUGCUCCCCUGCAGCAUGGUACAGCAGGAAGUAGUUACCUUCUUAUUGGCAAUAAUAUGUUUCCAGCAGGAAGUGUAAUACCUAACAAUAUACAGCUUUGGAACAAUGGAGUUAGUUACCUUAUUCCAAGUUCUGGGGGCCUCAUGUUGGCUGCUACUCCUCCUACUAACCAAACUCUUCUUGUUCAGCCACCAACUAGUACAGCACAAGCAACACCCAUAAAACUACAACCUCCCACUCCUGUCUCUGUUCCUGGGACACCAAAUCUAGUGGGGGGAAUAUAUGGCGGUAUACCAAGGAGACCACCUCGCCAACACAUACCUGAUCCUGUACUCUUGGUUGAAGAACCAUGUUCUCAGCCAACGCAAGAUGGCAUAGUUGCAGGAGAUGGUAGUUGCAGACAAGAUAUGAUUCCUAAUCCAGUAGUUAUGACUGGUGAGAGAAACCCAUUAAAACUUCCAGAAGAUGAACCCCCUGAGACCCAGGAACAACCAAAUCCUAAAACUACCAUACACAUUGGAAAGAACAUCAGCAUAUCAUUACCGAAGGACCUUGUAGGGAAGAAGGAUCGUCUGAAAGAAAUAAUUAACCAGGUGUUAGUGAGAGCACUCCUAAUGAAUGAUAACCAAGAGAAUGGAAAUGCUGAUAAUGAACCUUCUACGAGUUCUGGCAAAAGGAAAGUAGACUCUCUUCAUCCUAAAAGUGAGCCAAAUGGUUUUGAUAUAAAAGAUGAUGCUUCUGCUGUCUCCUUUAAUGCUUUAAGAAGAAACUCUGAGGAAGGUUUAGAUGAAAAUCCCAUUAGGCUAGAAACUCAAGAAAAUUCUAAUGCACUUCCUUUAAAUCGAGAACAUCACUUGGCUGAUAGGAAGCUCAAAGAGGAUGUAGAUCCUCUAGGAAAUAUAGUUGUACCAUCAUCAAGUAGAUGCAGGAAUAUCCCUAAUUUUCAGGAUGCAUCUAGUAUCCAUAUUGAUCCAAAUGUACCUUCUCCUGCUCAUAACAUAACAAUUGAAAAUGGUUUGGACGAUAGUUUCAGUCAGCAUGAGAGUGCGAGUCCAUACAGCAUACCUGUUGAUGAGCCUAUGGAAGUUAUUUUUGAAGACCGAGGCUCAGAUAAUCGUGCAACUUCAGGUGCUAACACCAUGUCUCCUAACAAUAGCAAUAGUGCAGAGCUAACCUCAAGAGAAGAGCAGGUGGCCUUUCAGAGGGAUGGCAGUGAGCUUAUCAUAGGGUUAGCUACAAGUUCUUCUGUGAUGGAGGAAAUCCGAAUGAAAAGAAACAGACGGAAUGAUGUGGAUUCCAGUGUGGCCAUGGACGUCUGUAACUCACCAAGGGCUUCAUCCAGCAUAAGUCAAGUGAAUCAGACCUCAGGGAGUGGGAAUCAAAGCAGACAGGUAAACAGAAACGAAGACCAAGAUGGUGUCAUGUGUUGCGAUGAUGAUCAGCCAUUGAGUUUUUUGGCUUCAGAUCGAACGUUAAAUACUCUGUUAGGAGAUUCCACACUCCAGGAAAUGGUGUAUGUUGAAGAGCAGGUUUUAGGAGCAGUUGAGGAGGUGUUUGCCGGUGACACUCCAAGCUUACCUGGAACUAGCUCAAGCCAUAAUAUAAAUGGAACUUCAACUCCAAAAACAACAAGGAAGGGAAAUCACUCAUAUAUUGGUGUAUACCAGGAAGAACAGUGUGGUAAUGCUGCAGCUGAAAAUAGUCACAGAGAAAAGAAUCAGGAUAUUAAAUGCAAGAUUGAACCCCAGCCUGGUUCUUCAUCACAAAAUUGUUCAUCUUCAGCGAGGAGGGGGGCACCACCAUACGUAAAUCAACUAUCACAAAGUCAGCCUGUAGCAAGACCUCCAAACCACAUGGGAAAUAAAGUUGAAGCUUCAAGCCAUGAGCAAGAAGAAGAGCUGGUUGAUGAUCCUAGUUUGGUGGAAGAUUUUGGAAAUGAGAACAUUUUCCAAGAUGAGCAGAUGUUUGAGAGAGAGCUCAGCAACCAGCACACAGAAGAAGUCAUGUCUCUGAAGGCUUCCGAAACUCUUGCUGACAGUGAUAGUGAGAGAACAACACCACAUGAGGAACUUCAAGAUUUCAUGUUUUAUGACCGGAGUUGUAUGUUUGCUGGAGAGCCUGGGCCAGCAAACCUGUCUCCGAGAACUUACCCUUCUAUAGACUCUUCAGCCUUCCAUGCAUUGACACCUGCUCUCAUUACUCAUCUUGACCAUGCAGUGCAAAUUGACUCAGGACAAACAAGCAGUUUAGGUGGAUUGGUGGGAGAACAGUCAGAGGAAGGUGUUGUUGAAUUGGCCUCUACAGAGACCACAAUGCACCUCGCAUCAGAUGACUGUUGCUCAGUUUUGCCAUCUGAUGGCAUGAGUAUUACCCAGUUAUUCCCAUCAAACCACCACCAUGAUACCUCAGUGGUUACGACAGCCACCUCCUCUGUGACUGUGUCACAUUCUAGCAGUAUAAUGGCAACUUCAGCAGCAACAUCGCAAGUGACUUUUGCUGAUCUCGUGGAGGACUCCAAAAUGCAUUCAAAGAUGCUGGUUGUGGAGAGCAGCUGCACCACAAUCAACCGCCAGUUAUCGCCUGUGCCAUCAACAUCAGGACUACAAGGUGCCAAUAAUCAGGAAACCACAAAGGAGGAUGAGGAGUAUGACUUUGAGUAUGAAUCUGACUGUUAUGGAGACAGUGAUUCUGAUUCUGGUGUGACCAAUCGUGGCCCACUAGAUCUGGAUCACUGGAAGUGUGUUGUGUGUAACAAAAUGUUCAAAAGCCUAAAGGAAAAGCUCCUCCAUGCUGGCCAGCACUCACCAUGUGCAGAGGCCAUGGAGAAGUCUGGUGCCAUUAGGAGGGCAAGUCAAGUAAAGUCUGCUGAACGUGGUAUUAAGAAUGAUAAUGAAGAAGAUGAAUCAGGGAUAGCUUUAUUACAGUGUAAGGAAGAAAUGGGACUGUUGCAAGAUGAAGCUCGGGCUAUGCUAGAGUCUUGUGCAAGCAAUGGGGAAUAUAAGUGCCCUGAAUGUAGCCUGGGUUUCCGCUCAGCAGAAGCACUUCUUGCCCACAGGAAAAUGGUUUUCAAAUCACGAGUCACAUGUCAAAUAUGUCACAUGAUGUUUGAAAAACGUGUUAUAAAGAGUAAACAUAUGAAGACUCACACUGUAGCAGAUUUGCGAUGUCUUAUUUGUAACCGUACUUUUCCAAAUCGGUACUCAUGGUCCCAGCAUCAGCUUUUCCAUAUGGGCUUGGUAUUGUUUGAAUGUAAGGAAUGUGGGCGAAGGUUUCAGAGAAGAUCAGAAUUGGAGGUACAUUCAAGGACCCACACAGGGGAGCGACCAUUUCAGUGUGUUUCAUGCAGCAGUGCUUUUACAACACGUCAGGCUCUUAAACGCCACUUGGUUACUCAUAUGGAUGGCCAAGAAGUUGAUUGUGAUAUCUGUCAUAAAACCUAUAAAAAUAUUGUUUGUUUAAGCAAACAUAAGCUUAAAACACACUCCAAAGGGAAAGGUAAGACGAAAGUACGAAGGGACUUUAUGUGUAAUACAUGUAAUGAAGUGUUUCCUUCAGAAAGAAAAUUAGCUUGGCAUCAAGAGACUCAUGAAAGAUGGCCAAAGAAAUGUCAGCAGUGUGGGGAAUGCUUCAUUCACCAGUCCAGCUUAACUAAACACAUUCGUCAGAAGCACAAUCCGCAUCAUCAGACCGAGGAUGGUAAAUCAGAAAAUAACUCAACUUGUCAUGUAUGCUGCAAAGUGUUUAAGAAAUCAUCAUUAGCAUUGCAUUUACGAACGCAUACUGGUGUAAAGCCUUUCAAGUGCAAUAUAUGCAAUAGAAGUUUUGCUGUGAAGUGCAACCUUGAAGCACACAAAUGGGUCCACAUGGGUGUACGUGACCGGCCACAUAAAUGUAAAUUGUGUGAGCGUAGCUUCCAUCGUAAAAAGGUUUUGGAAGCUCACAUACGCAGUCACAAGAACAUUCGUCCUUACACGUGUAAUGAGUGUGGAAAAUCGUUCAUUCAUAAGAAUAAUUUGCAAUUGCAUGUUAGGGAACAUUCUGGGGAAAAACAGCACAAGUGUGUCUUUUGUGGGAAAGCUUUCUUCAGAAAGUAUAACUUAGAUAACCAUGUCAGAACCCACACAAGAGAGACGCCUUAUGAGUGCACCAUCUGCCGAAAAGAGUUCAGUCAAAAGAGCAAUUACAAUGUACAUAUGAAGGCAUUCCAUGUCGAGAGACAUACUGUUCAUGAAGAAGUUUAAGAGAGUAAAUACAGAGUAAUAGUAGUUGGAAUAUUGAUGUACAAAUGUCUAGUUUCCAUGAGUGAAGCAUUAAUGAUGAUGAAAUUUUGAUAAUUAUCAUGUUGUUCAUUGCCUCAUUUGUAGAUUUGUUAUUUUUCUAAAGUUAGGAAAAUUGAUUGAUUUACUGUACUGUGUUAUUAGGGGGAAUAAGAGGAGUAUUUUUUAGAACCUCGCUAAUCUGCAAUACAUUAUCAGAACCAGUCCUUAAUGGUCUUUCGUAAUUGUCAUGAAUUUUCGAAAUUCAAGGAAUCUCUCAGUCACAGAAAUGUGCACUGCUUUAGCCU